This is a messenger RNA of Spea bombifrons (plains spadefoot toad), 1824 nucleotides long. It is a transcript of the gene CLDN4, whose product is annotated as claudin 4. Gene Ontology annotation, biological process: bicellular tight junction assembly; cell adhesion. NCBI's taxonomy places the organism in Eukaryota, Metazoa, Chordata, Amphibia, Anura, Pelobatidae. Bases 80 to 709 code for a protein of 209 amino acids. Gene Ontology annotation, molecular function: structural molecule activity. The transcript has a single exon. The record is from RefSeq and is a predicted model, not a curated record. Gene Ontology annotation, cellular component: plasma membrane; bicellular tight junction.
UCUCAGUUACUUCUCAGCAGACAGCAGUACACCUGCAGACUAAGAGCCAACUCCAACUCCAACGAGGAACAACAAGAACAUGGCUUCUUUGGGGCUUCAGAUUUUGGGCAUUAUCCUAUCAAUCAUCGGCUGGCUGGGCACUUUGGUUACCUGUGCGCUCCCCAUGUGGAAAGUGACUGCCUUCAUUGGUAACAAUAUUGUGGUGGCUCAGAUCAUCUGGGAAGGACUAUGGAUGAACUGUGUGGUGCAGAGCACUGGGCAGAUGCAGUGCAAAGUAUAUGAUUCCCUGCUGGCUCUUCCCCAGGACCUGCAGGCAGCUCGUGCUCUCAUUGUCAUCGCUAUCAUCGUGGCCCUUCUGGGGAUUAUGAUAUCAAUCAUCGGAGGCAAGUGCACCAACUGCGUGGAAGAUGAAUCUUCAAAGGCCAAAAUUAUGAUUGUGAGUGGCAUUAUCUUCAUUGUUGCUGGCAUUCUCGCCCUGAUCCCUGUCUCCUGGACUGCCAAUAACACCAUCCGAGACUUCUACAAUCCGCUGGUAACAGACGCGCAAAAGAGAGAGUUGGGAGCAUCAUUGUACAUUGGUUGGGCAGCUGCCGCUUUUCUUCUUCUUGGAGGUGCAAUGCUCUGCUGCAACUGCCCACCAAGGGAACAGAAAGCCUACUCUGCCAAGUACACAGCGGCACGCUCUGCACCAGCCAGUAACUACGUCUAAUGAGUUAUAGAAAGGAGAAGGACUGACAUGCUGUUUGCUUUCCCCAGUUAAAGAGCCAAGGACAAGAUGCCCUUGAACAUUAUUUGCCACCCUCAACAUAACUUUCUGUUAAUUAUGACAUUGGAAUGCAGUUUGGAACCACUACUGUGUGUCUGUCUAAACCUGUGAUGACCGGAGAGAGACUCUCUGAUGGCAAAUCUGCCAUAAACUUGCUUUGCAUCCUUGAGACAGCAGUAGCAGCACAUGCCUAGGCAAGAAAAAGUCUACAGCCCCACCCAGCAGAGGACGCUAUUCAUGCAAAGAGACCGCGAGAACAACCACUGGAAACUAGAAAAAAUGCCAUUGAAAUAUUGCACAGGAUUGCAAGAACUGCAUGAAUAGACGUUGAGACCACUUACGGUCAACAUGCAUCCCGUCAGGAGGCAGGAGGCAGGUCAAACUCAGGGAAAGCAGCGCACGCAUUGCAAAGGAUGGGGAGGGAGGGGUUGGGAGUCACCGAAAUUUACUUUUUUAAAUGCGAAAGCCAAUUGUAUACUAUUGUCAGGGGGAUGAUGGGAGCUUAGAGAUAUUUUAGUAAUGUGUGUUUGAAUUAUACAUAUGUUUAAGGAAACGUGCAGGAAAUGACCAUGUAACGUUUAACCAGAUUUUGUUGAGGGGUCCAUAGCAAUGUGUCAUAUGCACCGCGCAGGUGCUGUGUAAACCAAGCCACACACAACAUAUGCAUGAGUAAAGCUUUUCAUUAACACCUGCAGAAUUUCUCAGUUCAUUUACUUUUAGUGCUCAGAUGACUGCAGAAGGAUUCUAACACAAUGUGUUGCUUUCACCCUUUGGGUGGCAGUAGGAUGCAACACUUUGCUUUUACCUCUCUGGCACCUAAAGGGUUACACAAACCAUAUCUUCUUGGAUCCGGUUUUUGAUGUCUGAAUGUUAACAAAUCGCGAUUGCAAACCCUUUUAAAACUAGCCGAUAAAAUGAUCUAAUAUUCAGCAAUAUGAUUCAUCAGAAAAAAUCUGUUUGUGUUUAUUUUAAAUGUUUUUUAUAAGCAUUAUUUUUUGUUAAUGAAAAUCUGUUAAAAUCUGUUACUUUGUACAAUAAAAAAAACAUGUAACAUACAA